CCUCCCUCGCUUCCGCGUUCGGCCCAAGUCCUGGGUCACGUGACGAGGGAGCGGCCCCGCCCAUCCGCCGGAGUCCGCGCCGGAACGAAGUCAGUCCCAGUGCGCCUGCGCGGCCCGGGCCCGCUCGCUGCUGCCGGGCUCAAGCUGCCCCACGCGGCUCGCGCCGCCGCCGCCGGGAUGCUUUUCUAUUCGUUCUUCAAAUCCCUGGUGGGGAAGGACGUGGUGGUGGAGUUAAAAAAUGAUUUGAGUAUCUGUGGGACCCUCCAUUCUGUGGAUCAGUACUUGAACAUCAAGCUGACCGACAUCAGCGUGACGGACCCGGAGAAGUACCCCCACAUGCUGUCGGUGAAGAACUGCUUUAUCCGUGGCUCCGUGGUGCGCUACGUGCAGCUGCCGGCGGACGAGGUGGACACGCAGCUGCUGCAGGACGCCGCGCGCAAGGAGGCGCUGCAGCAGAAGCAGUGACCCCCCCCAUGUGCCCCCUCCCUCCCUGCUGCAGGGGGUGCAGGGCGGAGACCUGCCCCACCCGGCUGCUUCCCGCCAGCCGUAAAAUCCCCCCUGCUUGGCAGCUCCUGCCACUACACCGAUGCUCCCGGACGCCUGGGUCCGUGGCUGCUCCCCCUCCUGGCUGGGAGCAGGAGCUGAGCCGCUGUCCAGGAGCCCGGACACCUGGGUUCCUCCUUUUCACCCUGCCGUCCCAGGCCCCGGAGGCCUGAGUUUCUCUCUGCAAGCCCAGGCCUCGGACUCCUGGGUUCAUCUCCACUUGUGCUUGGGAGGGAACAGGAAGAGCAGAGGGGAACCCAGGCAUCCGGGGCCCUGCAUGGGGGCUCAGCUUCUACUCAAGAGAAUUGGGUGGGGGCUGUGCCCUUUCUAGGGGUCCGGACGCCUGGAUUCAACUCCCCUGCCCCCCAAUAUGCCCAGAUCUAGGACACCUGAGUUCUGUGUGCUCCCUGAGCUGCAUAUCUCCUGUGGGAUGAAUAUCAGGGUGGUUCCUAGGCAUGUCGUGUUCCCCGCCCUUGGGGGGGAAAGAUUAUGGGGGUCCCCUUAGUUCUGGUUUGAGUCUCCCCAGCCCCCCUCUUUCACCUCCGGGGCCAUGGCCAGUUAAGCCUCAUUUUUAUUUUUUUUAAACUCUAAUUUCUC
Molecule: messenger RNA, 1140 nt
Organism: Mauremys mutica (yellowpond turtle)
Lineage: Eukaryota; Metazoa; Chordata; Testudines; Geoemydidae
Product: U6 snRNA-associated Sm-like protein LSm2
Exons: 5
Coding region: 178-465 (95 amino acids)
Biological process (GO): mRNA splicing, via spliceosome
Cellular component (GO): precatalytic spliceosome; P-body; U6 snRNP
Molecular function (GO): RNA binding
Source: RefSeq, a predicted model, not a curated record